Molecule: messenger RNA, 1276 nt
Organism: Pseudophryne corroboree (corroboree frog)
Lineage: Eukaryota; Metazoa; Chordata; Amphibia; Anura; Myobatrachidae
Exons: 6
Coding region: 197-1276 (359 amino acids)
Source: RefSeq, a predicted model, not a curated record
GGACCGCGGAAGGUGAACUUAGCGCCAGCGCUAUCUGCUAAGUAUUUCCUCUUGGACAGAAAUGGGUGUGUUGCCUUGCCACAAAAUUAGGGACUCUCAUCUCAUCGCACUGUAAGGCAACCGACCAGUGCCGACGCCCACUGCAGUUCAAGGGAGGCUCAUCUUACCAGGUCACAUAAAGGAUUCGGCUAAAUUCAUGGUGAAAGCCAUGAGGGACAUUGGGCUGAUGAAUUCUAGAGCAUCCUCCAUGGCAGUAGCGGCUCGCAGAAGGAAAACAUCAACACACCAACACUACCACAAAAGGACUGCCUUAAUGCUCAAAAUCCGACAGACCAGCCGGCCAGACAGGCCUCAGACAACUCAGGAUGAUGCUGGGAUUGCAGGUUCUGCUUCUGUAAGCCUACCUCCUCUAAGGCGCCCAUCACAGGGCUCGGGGCACUUACCCAGGAGGCCAAGUAAGACACGGCGUCUUGGCACGGAAUCUGCGGCUCCAUCUUCCCCACCCAGGCGGCGCAUUUCUGCAGUGUCACCCCAGCCACCACUGGCACUAUUGGCGAGUCCACAGAGUGAUGAGCCCCGAUCACCUCAGUUAUCUGAGCCAAGCUUGAUGGCCGACGUGGACCAGCAGGGACAAGACCAACAGGCAACCUUCACACUGCAACUAACACCUGUUGACCCGAGCCAGCCAAUACAGCUGCAGGAUAUCCCCCAAGCCUCCAUGAGUCCACAACUGGCACAAGCUCCACCCCAGCCACAAAUACCAGAUGACUUUUGGUCCAGUUGGACAAGCCAACAGGCCCAAAGCAAUGCCAGCCUGACCGCACAUACCCAACACCUUGCCAGUCUGCCCCAUCAUCUACCGCGCAUUAGUCGCAACUCGGGCAGACUGAUUGUCCAAGUAGGCCGAAUCGCAACAUCGAUGGAGCAAAUACGGGCAGACAACAACCAAAUGCUGGCUCAUUUAACGCGCAUCAUUGAUGAGCAACAGCGCCACCAACAAACACUCGUACAACUAAUACAGCACAACCAGGUUGUGAAUGAGUCUUUAUCCCGGAUUGUAGCCAGCCACACUGCAACCAACACACAACUGAAUGCAAGCAUAAAUAAUUUGAGCAACAACAUAACAUUGAUGGCAGCUCAACAAGUGACCUCCAGCUCUGGAACCACGACCCCUAUCCAAACGCCAGUAACCUCCCCUGUUCGGCGUUCCUCCCGAGCACGUGCCAGUGAGCCAGCACAAAGCACAGCACCCAGCAAACACAAGCGGAAAAAAUAA